This is a messenger RNA of Vanessa atalanta (red admiral), 1989 nucleotides long. Its product is annotated as organic cation transporter protein-like. Gene Ontology annotation, biological process: transmembrane transport. Gene Ontology annotation, cellular component: membrane. NCBI's taxonomy places the organism in Eukaryota, Metazoa, Arthropoda, Insecta, Lepidoptera, Nymphalidae. Gene Ontology annotation, molecular function: transmembrane transporter activity. The record is from RefSeq and is a predicted model, not a curated record. The transcript is spliced from 4 exons. The coding region runs from base 94 to 1545 and encodes 483 amino acids.
CACUAUAAAGAACAUGAAAAUAUGAGUCUGGUUUGAGAGACAAUAGUGAAUACAUUUCAGUACAUAUUAUUUCUUAAACAGAACAGUUUCAAAAUGUCAGCUGAAGAUACGAUAGAAACGAUCAUAGGUCGUUUUGGAAAAUAUCAAAUAUGGAUUUUGUUUCUAAUAAUCCUUGGGAGGUUCCCCACUGAAUACCAGCUGAGCAAUGUCGUGUUCAUCAUGCCAAGCGUUGAAUAUGUGUGCAUGGAUGAAAAUGCAUAUAACUUGACCAAUCAUUGUCCGUGUUCAAAUCCUCAAUAUGACCAAAGUACAAUUGUGAGUUCAGUGACUAGUACUUGGAAUCUUAUAUGUGAAAAACAACAGUUGGCAAGUUUGACGCAAUCAAUGUUGCAAGUGGGUAUUCUUGUUGGAAGUAUAUUCUACGGACAUUUAUCUGAUAGGUACGGUCGUAAAGUUGCGUGUUUACUGGCACUCAUAUCAGAGAUUGUCUUUGUGGCUUUAUCCGCGGCUUCAUCUGAAUUGUGGAUGUUCAUCGUAGCACGGUUUUUUAUUGGAACAGCAGUUGGAGGAACAAUGCUUUGCUGCUAUAUCAUCAUAAUUGAACUCAGUGGAAAAUCAUUCAGACCAUAUCUGACGGGAUUAAUUGAAAUAUCCUACAUAUCAUCCUACUUUACGCUUCCCAUGAUCGCUUAUUAUUUACGCGAUUGGAGACACCUCCAACUGGCUACGUCAGUGCCUUGGGCGUUUGUUAUACUUUACUAUUAUCUUAUACCAGAGUCACCGAGAUGGUUGAUAACGAUCGGCCAAAAAGAAAGAGCUGUACAAAUAUUAACUUACAUUGCCAACAAAAACAAAAGACCAACUAAUAACAUAAGCGCUUUAGUUGACAGAGCUGUAAUGGAAUCGCAAACGAGUAGUAAUAAGCAACAUGCGACUUAUACAGAUCUGUUUAAAACUCCGAAGAUCAGAGCGUAUACGUUAAUCAUUGCCUGCGUUUGGAUGUGUUGUUCACACACAUUCUUUGGCAUCAAUCAGUAUAUUGGUCGGCUUCAAGGAAACAUUUAUCUUAAUGUAAUGGUUUCGGCAGUAAGUCUUAUACCUGGAGUGGUGUUAGUCGUUUUAGCUUCUUUGUACCUUAGACGAAAGAUCGCUGUUAUUACAAGUUUUGUCGUAGCUGGAGUCUCGCUAUUAGUUUUCAUAUUUAUACCGGCUGAUAUGCGAAUUGUAGAAUUAACAUUCGCUAUGAUAGGUCAGAUCGGAGCUUACACAGCCUUCGUACAGGUAUAUUUGUAUUCAUCAGAAAUUUUCCCAACGGUAGUGAGAAAUUCUGCAAUGGGAUUUGCUUCAGUUUUUGCAAGAUUUGGUGGAUUUAUUGCACCGUUUGUUGUAAAUAUAGGAAUAGAAUGGGUAGCUCUCGUAAUAUUUACUAUUUUAGCAUUUUGUGCUGGAUUUUUAUGUUAUUUCUUACCGGAAACCAAAGAUAUUGUGCUUUUAAAUACAAUUGAUCAAACAGAAAAAUCAAAGGAACGUAAAACCAUAAGCUAAUAGCAGGUGUUUUUAAACUCAAAAGAGAUAUUUGUUUUUAUAUGUCUUAGUUAUAAUGUGAAUGUAAACUGAACUAUAUAAAUGAUCUAAUACGUGUAGAGCUAUUCUGUAAUAAUAAACUCGAAAGUCACAUGACAUUGACUAUGAUAAUUAUAAAAUUGAUAGCAUACAAGUAUAAAAAUAGCGUAUCACCGUAAGUCGGUGGUCAUUAUUUGACGAGUUGAAACGAAGUGACUUCUAGAAUAACACUGCUGAUCACUUUACUGACAAUUUUAGAGCGAGAAAAAGACAUUUAUAAUUUUGUAAAAUUAUAUUACUUGCAGUGAAAAAAUAAACUGAUCCUACACUCCUUAUUUAGCGAGUUACGAGUUUAAGGGUAAACUAAAUUACGCGGCUUGUAGUGAAGUGAACUGGCGGAUGUGGUCACGUAAGGAAAGCUGUUUC